AUGUCUAUUUCAGAAGUCCACAAUAAACUUAAUUUCUCAAAUUAUCUGAACUAACAAACAACAUUAACAGUCUAUCUAGGUGUAAAGGAAAUUGAAAUUGACCAGAUAUAAUAGUUAACAGCAUUUGUCUAUAAACUUUCUUUCAAGUAUUUUUAUAAUUGAUAUUUAAAGGAACUCAAAGAGAUAACUAACUUUGCAUACUAAAUCUAGCUUCUCUCCAGUCUCUGUAUAUAUAUAUAAUAUAUUUUAAUAGGGUAAUCAAUUAGAGAAAGAUUAUACACUUUCAUAAAAAUUAUCUUCUGCGAACAUGCCAGUCCCCAAAACCUUGUUUUACUGUAGAGAUUAAUCUAUUCUUGGAGUUCCUUUUUAUGCUACAGAAUAUGUUGAAGGACGAAUUUUUACCAAUGAAUAAUUACUAAAUAUUUCACAAGCUGAAAAAAGAUUAUUGUUUUAAGGAGUUUCUAAAGCCUUAGCUCAUUUACAUUCAAUUAGCUUUAAUUAUCUUGGGCUUGGAGAGGUGGAAUAAUAAACUAAUCAUUACCAAACUUUAAAUAAAAAAUUACAUAACUUAUAUAAAUUACAUGAAACCAAUUUAUCAACAAAUGUAGAAGAUUUAUUGUAUUGGUUAUCAUUAAAUACCCCAGUAAAUUCUGAAUUGGAUAAUCUUUGUUUAAUACAUGGUGAUUUUUCACUCUCUAAAGUUGUAUUCCAUCCAACUGAACCAACAGUUUUGGCUAUCUUAGAUUGGCAAUAAGCAUAAAUAGGAAAUGCUUUUAUUGAUUUGGCAAAUUUUAUUUUACCAUACUAUAUACCUUAUUCAAAUGGAUAACAUUAAAUUGAUGGAUGGUUUGGUGUUGAAGAAAUAAUGGGUUAACCUAAUCUCCAAGAUGUAUUAUCAACUUAUUUUACAACAAAAUCAAGUUAAACCAUUCCAGAUAUCAGAUAUUAAGUUAUUAUGUCAAUUUUGAAAUCAUCAAUUGAUUAACAGAUACUCUAUAAAUAAACCAAACAUGAGAAAUAUUAUUAGAAUUCUCUUUUUUUAGCCAAAGCUGGUAAUGACAUAAUAAUGGAAUUGACAGAAGGAGAUCCUUUUGGUGUCAAAAUGAGAGCUACAAAUGAUGCUUAAAUAUGGUCAAAUUGGCCUGUUUCAGAAAGAUGCAAAAGUUAUUAUUAUAGAAUUAAGGAUUUCUUGAGAGAUGAGGUUUUUCCAGUAGAAAAAGCCAUCUUAGAUAAAGCUAGAGAAGUUCCAAAAUCUCUACCAAAUAAAACAAUUACAGAAAUAGAAGAACUUUAAAGAAAAGCAAAGUCAAUAGGAUUAUGGAAUUUAUUUAUCUAAGAUCCUAUGUAUGGUAAAGGAUUAUCUUAAUUGGAAUAUGUAUUCAUAUCAGAAAUUAUAGGAUUAAGUUAUAUAGGUCAUGAAGUAUUUAAUUGUUUAGCACCUGAUACAGGAAAUAUUAGAUUAUUAAUUGCUUAUGGAACAUAAAAUUAAAAGGAGAAAUAUUUGAAACCAUUAUUAGAAGGUAAAUGCAAAUCAUUUUUUGCUAUUACUGAGAAAGAUUUAUCAUCUACAGAUUAACAUAAUAUCCAAUUAACUAUCACUUCUACAGAAGAAGGAUUUAUUUUAAAUGGGGUAAAAUGGUUUGUUUAAAAUGCUGCUGAUGAAAGAGCAAUCUUUGGUAUUGUAGUUGGUUAAUCAUCUCAGUAUACAAAUAAUCCUAAUGAAACAUAAUCUAUGAUUCUUGUUGAUAUGAAUAAUCCUAAAAUAUAAUUAACUAGAUAAUUCUCUUCUCAAAAUUUCUAUGAUUUACCUCACAGUUAUUCUGAGAUUGAAUUCAAUAAUGCUUUUAUUCCAAAAGAAAAUCUAUUAGGACCAUUUGGAGGAGCAUUAAAGAUGAUUGAAGAUAGAUUAUUAGAGGAAAGAUUAAAUCAUUGUGUUAGACUUAAUGGAUUAACUAGGAGAAGUUUAGAUUUAAUAUUGUCUAGAUCUGAGAAAAGAAUAAUUUUCAAAGAAAAAUUAAAAGAUAAUGCUGCUUUCUAAGAGAAAUUAGGAGAUUUAGAAAUUUCAUACUAAUCUUGCAGAUUAUUAACUUUAAAUGCUGGAUUAUUAUUGGAUUCUGUUGGAAAUAAACAUUUAAAUGCAUAUUUGGCUGUUAGUGAAUGUAAAGCUCACAUUCCAAAGGCUAGUCAAUAUAUUUUAGAUUCAUGUAUGCAAAUAUUUGGAGCUGAAGGAGUAACUGAAGAACAACCAUUAAGCCUUAUAUUCCGUUUUGCCAGAGCACUUAGAUUCAUUGAAGGACCAUGUGAAGUGUAUCUUAGACAAAUCUCAAGAUUUGUAUAUGGAAAUCACAUGUUUAAUGAUUUAAAUAAUGCUUAAGGAUAUGGAUUAGCAAAGUUAUGA
Paramecium pentaurelia is the source of this 2398-nucleotide messenger RNA. The record is from the annotation of a GenBank genome assembly. NCBI's taxonomy places the organism in Eukaryota, Ciliophora, Oligohymenophorea, Peniculida, Parameciidae.